Molecule: messenger RNA, 598 nt
Organism: Drosophila takahashii
Lineage: Eukaryota; Metazoa; Arthropoda; Insecta; Diptera; Drosophilidae
Source: RefSeq, a predicted model, not a curated record
AUGCAUUCCUUUGCAAUUCUAAGCAUUCUUUCACUCUUCCUGGUGGCCCAAAAUGCCCAAGCUGGUACCCUUAGCUUUGGAUCCCUAAUGGGGGAUGUGUCCCAAGUGGCAGUCGCUGGGGAGAAGGUCAUCCAUCAACUGGAAAACGCAGUGGCCCAAUCCCAAUCGGAUUUCGUCGAGCCAACCACUUUGAAUAUCCUCAGCGAUAUGGGAAACGCCUUGGGCAAUCUGGCUAACGCUAUUACCAGUUUGAGAGUCGAGAAUGAUUAUAUGCAACCCGAGGCCACCAAUCUUUUGGGCGAUGUUCUGGGUGGAGUUGGCACCGGACUUGGUGAUUUGGCUAACGCCAUCACCAGUCUCAGUGUCCAGAUGAAAACCGGUCCCCAGGCUCGAAGUCUUUCGUCGGAUGGCGCUUCCAUCAUAGCCGAAGGAGGAGCCGUGAGUGCCAAGAAAAUCGCCGCUGCUGCCGAUGCCGCUGCCCCCUAUAUAAAGCAGCUCAAUGCUGGCCUAGGCGAUCUGGCCAAUGCCCUUACCAGCCUCUAAAGAACUUUCGAGCUGUUCAAUUAACAAAUAAAUAUUCAAUCGCUUAAACAACUUA